CUGAGGAGAUACCGGUUAUCCCAAGAAAGGGUCAGGAGAUUGGAAGCGGCAGAGAGGGCGGACAAGGACCUAAGAGCGGCGAAAGUUAGGAUGGGGAAGAUCCGAGCGGAGACUGAGCUAGCAACCAAGCUAGAUACGCUGAUCCAAAGUGUAGAGGCUUUAUUAGUCGCACAACGGGAACAAAUGCAGUACGAACGCAAUCAAGACAUCAAGAUAGAUGCGAUACGCGCGGGGUUCGCGUGCGACAUGAUGAAACACCUGCUGACCGAAGUGCACAUUGCGAUUAAUAGGACCCGAGAGUUUUGUACUGACGCCAUUGAAGGCGCCAAGCUAGCGGCCCCUAAGGAAGAGGAGCCGGCCCCACCACGUCGCAAGAAAGUCAAGGUCYGAUUUCCCGAACCCUUCAGUGGAAAGAAGCGUGAAGAUUUUGAUAACUGGGAGGCCAAUGUGCACUCCUAUCUGUAUCUGCAGGGAGUCACACCUGAAGACCACACUUUGGUGGCCUUCCAGGCCCUUAGAGACGAAGCAACUAGCUUUGCUAGGUCGCUAGCCCGCGCUGCCAACUGCGAUAACGAUAUGGUUACAUACUCCAGACUGGAGCGAUUUUCUAAUGUCACGCAGGGCCUUAAGGCCUCAGACAAACUCCAAAUGAUCCACACUUGCCAGUGGAAGAGUGUGCAUGCGCUAAAGUCCGCUAUGGACGAACUGAUUGCGGUCCCUGGGCAUGGAGUCACUGAUGCGCAACUCCUUAACCUCUUCUACCGCGCCCUGCCUGAAAAUAUUCAGGGACACUUCUUCGAGAAGAAGAAUCAGCAGGGCAUGACUUACGAUACACUUAGUCGGGAGGCAGUUGCAUUUGCCGCCCAAGCGUCGCCAGUUACCACGUUCGGGCACAAGGAUCUGUCUAAGGGAAAAACGUGGAAGGGACGCACCAUCUCAGGCCAAAUCAAGGCCAAAGAUAGUCUGAUCUUAAUGAUGGAGGAAGGUGGUGCAGAGGAGGUUCCCUACUCUGACAUCGAGUGGGGAUUAGAGGAGGACAACAACGCAGGCCAGGGGAGAACCUACGCUGCUGUCACGGCUGGAGGGAGGCCGCAAGGAGGACAAGGUCCGGCCCAAGUGGUCGGGCCCAGGGUGGCCGAGGGCAGGGCGGCCAGGGGGUUGGCGGCUAUGGCAACCGCCAAGCGGGAGGAAGGGGAGGUCUCCCGUCUAACCGUCCGAGUUCUAGUCGGUCACCUCCCAGACAAGGAAGGUGGCAUCCAGGCCGGCUUGAAGGCUGACCUUGGUUAAACCUGGGUAUAGAUCAAAGGGUAUCGCAAGAACGCAUUAAUAGUUCUCAAUGCGUAUUCUGUGGGGACCCGGGCGACAUUAUCAAAUUUUGUCCGAAGUAUAGGGACCGUGCUGCAUCUAGGGCAGCAAAAGACAGUUGCCGGUAGGGGUUGCAACCGCCCCUACCUUAGGAGUAUGUGGAUCCGAGCGUGCCAGCGAAGUAGAGUCUCCCACUCCACAUAUUUCCAUGGCAAAGGUUGCAGGCCAGAGUCUAGUAAGUUGUCCAGAGAUCGCUUGUGUUAGGGUCUCUUUAGGCGCUUCCCUUACAGGCUUAGCCGAUGAACUGAGAGACAGGAGGCAAGCCUGGGCCAAGAUGAAGAAGGAUAGUAAAGGACAGCUAAUCCU
Chara braunii is the source of this 1671-nucleotide messenger RNA. The record is from the annotation of a GenBank genome assembly. Lineage: Eukaryota; Viridiplantae; Streptophyta; Charophyceae; Charales; Characeae.